Molecule: messenger RNA, 2267 nt
Organism: Phasianus colchicus (ring-necked pheasant)
Lineage: Eukaryota; Metazoa; Chordata; Aves; Galliformes; Phasianidae
Gene: PDGFC
Product: platelet derived growth factor C
Biological process (GO): positive regulation of cell population proliferation; positive regulation of MAP kinase activity; positive regulation of phosphatidylinositol 3-kinase/protein kinase B signal transduction
Cellular component (GO): membrane
Molecular function (GO): platelet-derived growth factor receptor binding; growth factor activity
Source: RefSeq, a predicted model, not a curated record
CUGUGGGGUUGGGGGAGGAUGGAACACGAGGCUUUCCAACAGGCCAAACUGGCAGUUAAACAAGUCCAGGCAUUGGGUGUAUUUGAUCAUACCCUCCUAGCUAUAUUGGACAUCCACUGAAGGUUCACCCUUCAGUCAGCUCAGUCAUUGGUUCACACUGUGAAGGGGUGGAGUGUAUGGGAACUGUUGAGUCACAGCCUGAACCACUGAUUGAGCACCUGAGGAAAGGACCCAGUCAACCCUGGGAGCUCAGGUGAAGGCAAUUCAGCUGUGUGAUUGGAAGGUGUGAAGCCUGGCUGCACCUCUCUUAGACCCCAUUUAAGGGCUGACUGCCUCUGGGGAAGGAUCUCUGGUUGGAGAUCCCUCCCUUGUAGUAUCUUUCCUGUUAGCCUAGAUCUUUGGAGAUGGGUGUGCAAGAUCCUCAGCAUGAGAAGAUAAUAACAGUGACUUCUAAUGGAAGUAUUCACAGCCCCAAGUUUCCACACACGUACCCACGCAAUACUGUACUCGUGUGGAGAUUAGUAGCAGUAGAUGAAAAUGUAUGGAUACAGCUUACUUUUGAUGAAAGAUUUGGGCUUGAGGACCCAGAAGAUGACAUUUGCAAGUAUGACUUUGUAGAAGUUGAAGAACCUAGUGAUGGCACUGUCUUAGGGCGCUGGUGCGGUUCCAGUAGUGUGCCAAGCAGACAAAUCUCCAAAGGAAACCAGAUCAGAAUAAGAUUUGUGUCUGAUGAAUAUUUUCCUUCUCAACCUGGAUUCUGCAUCCAUUACACCCUUCUUGUGCCACACCACACAGAAGCACCUAGCCCACCAUCGCUACCCCCAUCAGCUUUGCCAUUAGAUGUAUUAAACAAUGCUGUUGCUGGAUUCAGUACUGUGGAAGAACUUAUCCGGUACCUUGAACCAGAUCGGUGGCAGCUGGAUUUGGAAGACUUGUACAGGCCAACGUGGCAACUUCUUGGAAAGGCAUAUAUUCAUGGGAGAAAAUCAAGAGUGGUUGAUCUCAACUUGCUAAAGGAAGAAGUGCGGCUGUAUAGUUGCACUCCUCGCAACUUCUCAGUGUCACUGAGGGAGGAGCUGAAGCGAACUGACACCAUUUUCUGGCCGCUGUGUCUCCUGGUUAAGCGUUGUGGUGGAAACUGUGCCUGUUGUCAUCAGAACUGCAAUGAGUGCCAAUGUAUACCAACAAAAGUCACCAAAAAAUACCACGAGGUUCUUCAGCUGAAGCCAAGGAGUGGUGUCCGAGGAUUGCAUAAAUCACUGACAGAUGUACCCUUGGAACACCACGAGGAGUGUGACUGUGUAUGCAAAGGGAAUACUGAAGGAUAAACAUGAUUUAAUUGUGCUGUUUUCUUUGAAGCACGUUCAAUCCUUGCUGAUUCUAUUAUGGGGCUUGUGCAUUAUCUCCUUCUGUAAUCUCAGUUGUUUGCUUUGGGGAACUUCCAUCUUCAGGAUUUACAGUGAGCUCUAAAAAGAGGAGAAGCAAAACUGGGAUUAUGUGAUGUAUGACAGCUCUGUUUGGAGGCCCAGUGAAAGGAUGGGAGAAAGGCAUCAAUGAGAGAUUUAAAAUACAUGUAUUUUUUUUGUCCCCUACAGUUUUCUUGACAAUACACGGAUUUAUAAUUUAGGAGUAAAAAUAAAGUUAGAAGGCUCACAUCAUGGAGACUCGAUCCUGCUGGCUGUUUCAUUUCUACAGCUCCAGAACAUCUGGCCUCUGGCUGAAAACAUCUGAAAUCUUUCUUUCUGUGUUCAACUACUCCUAUGUACUCAAAGCAUUCUCUGUUUUAUAAAUUUGGUUUAUAACAGACUGUCUUGCUCUGAAUUAAACUUAAUUUGUCUAACGCUGGUAGGAAAGACUGGAUUUUUCCAUAUGCUCUAGUAAAGCUCCUGCCUUUUAGAAAGAAGACUGGACAAUAACGUGAGCUAAGGAAGAAAACGUUGAAAAGAACAAUGCCUUUAUUCUUAAUACAAUGGCUGAUGAUUUCUUGUUUGUUUGUUAUUUUUAUUGUGUACAUUUUUAUACUCUCCUUUUGACAAUAUAACUAUUUGCUUUUCUAAACUUGUUAAAUAUAUCUAUUUUUACCAAAGGUAUUUAAUAUUCUUUUUUAUUACAAUCUAGAUCAACUAUUUUUUAGUUUUAUGAAACUUUAAAGACGGAUUUGUACAGCUGGAGGAACAUAGAAGAGAUUACAAUGGGAUAGGAGCACUAUAUUUUUACUUUGUUGCUACACAGUGAAAAAGUACUUUUUUUUUUUUUUUUUUUAAACC